Molecule: messenger RNA, 1723 nt
Organism: Melitaea cinxia (Glanville fritillary)
Lineage: Eukaryota; Metazoa; Arthropoda; Insecta; Lepidoptera; Nymphalidae
Product: zinc finger protein 567-like
Exons: 11
Coding region: 74-1723 (549 amino acids)
Biological process (GO): regulation of transcription by RNA polymerase II
Molecular function (GO): DNA-binding transcription factor activity; RNA polymerase II cis-regulatory region sequence-specific DNA binding
Source: RefSeq, a predicted model, not a curated record
UCGUUGUUUUUAUGUGAUAUAUUAAGUGAAGGAUUUUGGUGUUCGUAAAAAAAUCAUAUGAGUUUUUGACUCGAUGGAUCUAAUGGUAAAAAGGCACUUGCUAGCAAAAAGCAAAGUGGCUACCAUUUCCAGGGGGGAGGAGGGCACUCAGUUUACAUGUGUCGAGUGUUCCGCUCAGUACGAUGAUAAAGAGAAAUUAGAAUUGCAUCUGUACUCACAUUACCAUACAUACAGAUUCGUAUGUGAAAUAUGCGGUACUGGAUUGAAGCGUAAGGAACAUUUAGAUAGACACAUGCAGGAGCACUUGGAGUACAGGCCGCAUGUCUGCCCUGAGUGCGGCAAGGCUUUCAAACGUAAAGAGCAUCUGAACAUACACAGCUCUAUUCAUAAAGGGGACAAGAAUCUAAUGUGUUCAUUGUGCCACAAAUCAUUCUAUCGCAAGGAUCACCUCCAAAAGCACCUUCAGACUCAUAACAAACAUUUCUUGGAAGUUAACAUCAACCCAGUGAGUGAACAGGAGUUAGACAUCAAGCAGGAACCCGUGGAGCUCGAGGAGCUCCAGCCAAUCAUUACUAAUGUCACGGGGAAUGCUGAUUGUGACAAUACUUCAGAGGUGGACGAAACCGGUGAUGUGAGUAGCAAAUUAAUGAGAAACUUGAAGCCUGAUAGUGCAAGGCCUCAUGUGUGCACUAUCUGCGGCAAGAAUUACAAAAGGAAAGACCAUCUAAAGAUACACAGCUGGACGCAUAAAGAGAAAGAGGUUCUAUGCGGCCAGUGCGGGAAAGCGUUCCACACAGAGGACCAGAUGAUGGUGCACGUAAACCUGGUUCACCUUCGAGCUCAUGAAACAAAUAACGCGGGUAUCAAUCAGCUGAAAGCCCUUCUGGGCGACCAAAUAGACAUCGAAGUGCUUGAUGAUACGCCUUCACUAUUGGUACCGAGAAAGAGGCAAUAUAUGGAAAGUCGACCUCACGAGUGCCCAGUCUGCCAACGAAGGUUCAAGAGAAAACAGCAUUUGAAGAUACAUGCCAACAUUCAUCUCAAAUUGCCACAGAACGCAAAUACAGUGUGGUGUUCGCUUUGUAAUGAAGGUUUCGCAGAUAAUGCAGUUUUUGAGAGCCACGAUUGCCAGUGGGGAUGCCAGGAGCAAGCAGAGGGUGACGACUACGAGUCUCCCGAACUGAGUUCUGAACUAAACUCACCCCACGACACUAAAAAGGAAAAUAACCCUAUUGAAUUCGUCGAGAUAUAUAUAUAUAAUUUGCUACAGGUGGUGGUAGACGAGGUCGAGGCGAACAUCCCGACCCCGCGGCGCGUGUUCGUGUGCAAGUACUGCAACAAGCCCUUCAAGCGGAAGGACCACUACAAGAUACAUUUACACGUCCACACCGGCAUCAAGUCAUUCUUCUGCCCCGACUGCGGGAAAGGUUUCUACAGAAAGGAUCAUCUUCAGAAGCACAUGAUAGUUCACGCCAAAUUCAAGACGCGACCUCGACCUAAAAGAACCGUUCCGGAUCUAUUUCCAAUCGAUAUGCUACCCAAGAAAGAGAUCAAGCCAGAGAUUACUAUACACGCUCCAUCGAACUCGAAACUGCGAGUCCCGCUGCAAAUAAAGGUUCCUUACCAGAUGGUAACGUCUCUGGAGAAUGGCGAGCGACACGCGGUCACUGUAGACCCUUCUGAGUCGCACCAUAGUGUUACUAGCGACGACACGGACUACUAG